AUGCCUUAUGUGGAUCGUCAGAAUCGCAUUUGUGGUUUUCUAGACAUUGAGGAAAAUGAAAACAGUGGGAAAUUUCUUCGAAGGUACUUCAUACUGGAUACCAGAGAAGAUAGUUUUGUAUGGUACAUGGAUAAUCCACAGAACUUACCUUCUGGAUCAUCACGUGUGGGAGCCAUUAAACUUACCUACAUUUCAAAGGUUAGCGAUGCAACUAAGCUAAGGCCAAAGGCUGAGUUCUGUUUUGUUAUGAAUGCAGGGAUGAGGAAAUACUUCCUACAAGCUAAUGAUCAGCAAGACCUAGUAGAAUGGGUAAACGUGUUGAACAAAGCUAUAAAAAUUACAGUACCAAAGCAGUCAGACUCACAGCCUCAUUCUGAUAACCUAAGUCGCCAGAGUGAAUGUGGGAAGAAGCAAGUGUCUUACAGAACUGACAUUGUUGGGGGCGUGCCCAUCAUUACCCCAACUCAGAAAGAAGAAGUAAACGAAUGUGGUGAAAGUACUGACAGAAAUAAUUUGAAACGGUCACAGAGCCAUCUCCCCUACUUUACCCCUAAGCCACCUCCAGACAGUGCAGUCAUCAAAGCUGGGUAUUGUGUAAAGCAGGGAGCAGUGAUGAAAAACUGGAAGAGAAGAUAUUUUCAAUUGGAUGAAAACACAAUAGGCUACUUCAAAUCUGAACUGGAAAAGGAACCUCUCCGCGUAAUACCACUUAAAGAGGUUCAUAAAGUCCAGGAAUGUAAGCAGAGUGACAUAAUGAUGAGAGACAAUCUCUUUGAAAUUGUAACAUCGUCUCGAACUUUCUAUGUGCAGGCUGAUAGCCCUGAAGAGAUGCACAGUUGGAUUAAAGCAGUCUCUGGUGCCAUUGUAGCACAGCGGGGACCUGGCCGAUCAGCAUCUUCUGAGCAUCCCAGCUGUCCUCCAGACCCCAAGCACGCUUUCCGCUCUGCCAGCGCCGCAGCCGCCGCCUCCCUUUGCACGGCCUCUCGCAGCAACUCUUUGGUCUCAAGCUUUACCGUGGAGAAGCGAGGAUUUUACGAAUCUCUUGCCAAGGUCAAGCCAGGGAACUUCAAGGUCCAGACUGUCUCUCCAAGAGAACCAGCUUCCAAAGUGACUGAACGCGCUCCGCUCAAACCUCCAAGUAAAACUGGCCCUCAGGAUAAAGAUUGUGACCCGGUGGACUUGGAUGAUGCAAGCCUUCCGGUCAGUGACGUGUAA
This is a messenger RNA of Puma concolor (puma), 1215 nucleotides long. NCBI's taxonomy places the organism in Eukaryota, Metazoa, Chordata, Mammalia, Carnivora, Felidae. The record is from RefSeq and is a predicted model, not a curated record.